AAAGCCCAGAGAUCCAAAGAGCUCUACGAGUACCACACAAGAAGAUUCACUGUAGGGUCCUGAAGAAGAAUCCACUGAAAAACCUGAGAAUCAUGUUGAAGCUAAACCCAUAUGCAAAGACCAUGCGCCGGAAUACCAUUCUUCGCCAGGCCAGGAAUCACAAACUUCGGGUGGAUAAGGCACCUGCAGCAGUACGGGCCAAAUCAGAUGAGAAGGGGGUUGCAGGCAAAAAGCCUGUAGUAGUGAAGAAAGGAAAAAAGCUGGUUGGUGUUAAGAAGCAGAAGAAGCCUUUGGUGGGAAAAAAGGCUGCCUCUACCAAGAAACCUGCAGCUGAAAAGAAGCCAACAGCUGAAAAGAAACCAGCAGAAAAGAAACCUACCACAGAAGAAAAGAAGCCUACUGCAUAAACUCUUAAAUU
Molecule: messenger RNA, 418 nt
Organism: Microcebus murinus (gray mouse lemur)
Lineage: Eukaryota; Metazoa; Chordata; Mammalia; Primates; Cheirogaleidae
Source: RefSeq, a predicted model, not a curated record